AACCUUGGUAGACAGACAUCUUGCUUUUUUCAGGACUACCUGCUGGGAUAGGUACACGAUAAGUAAAGCUCUGUAUGCCAGGAGAGUAGAGUGUUAAUUAAAUAACAACGCCACUGGGAACCCAUCUACUACUCACUGUUAUCAUCUGCGAGACUGUCUAUCACAGUCCCUUCUCGCGUUCACGUCACCACCGUCACCACCAACAAUUCCACUGCCUCUAGUAAUCCUUAUUUCUAUCUCUUCUCCCUUUUCAUUUCCCUUCGAACUAUCACCUAUCUUAGUCCGAUUAAUUAGAGGACGCGAUAGUUGAUCUACUGGCCCAACCAUCAAUCAACACACACUCCACCUCAUGAGGUUAUCGCAUUCGUUCUACUUUUUCAGUUCCCGAAUAUUGAGAUGCAUGGUUUCCUCAUAUCUUCUUAAUCUUCUCCUCACCAAUUCUCCCGAGAACUACUCAGUAUACUCUCCUUUCCACUCACAACCUUGUCAUCUACACCUCUUUUGAUCCUAUAUGAGGCUCGCUUCAUUCAAUGCUACGCAUACAGCAUCAUCACUCCGGAACGCAUGUCUGAUAUGAUCCCAUCACUAUGUCCAUGGACCUUACGAAGUUGGGGAGAGCAGGAGACUGCGCGCGAAAACGCACCACUCCAACUUCAACUGGAUCCCUCCCAGCUAAUGCUAGGACUCAUGUAAAAUCAUACAAAGUGGAAAAGUCCCAAACGCCAAACUCCAAGGACUUGCCUGCUGUAAAAGACCUGGAUAAGUUCCGACCCAAGCGUGGGCCGGCCGUUAAAGAGUCACCUAAGUUACGCUCCCAACCUCUCGGCUCCUCAAAAGCAAAACUGAAUAGCACAGCUCGAGUCAUAAAAUCUGGUUGUACAAACAGCGUCAAAAAGCCAAAUCCAGGCCAAGUUGGCAGCGUUCUCGGAGUUUCUAAGAUACCUAGUGGAGAAACAAAAGCAAAAUAUGUGACUGCUAUGUCAGAUAGCCAUCGCAAGGUAACUAGCUCGGGCCGACAAGAUCCGUAUGAUAUCCCCUCUGGCAGCGAAGUCGAUGAUGCUUCGGGGGGAAAACGAGUAUCUAUUACUACUAGCCAAAGGAUCCACUCGUCUCCAAGUAAGGCGAGAGCGAAUACCAUUUCUUUGAGGAAUCCUAUAUAUACGCUACCAUUGACACCCACACCAACGUCUCGUACUCGCCCGGCUACCUCUAAUAGCCUUGGUUCAUCUCGAAACACCCCAAUCGAGAUCCCGGCAGACAACGCGAUCAUACCAUCAUCACCCCCAUCUCACGAUGUAGGAUCUAGUCAAAUAUCGACUUCCGUACGUCCACCCGUCAAAUCGUUUGGGAAGCGUUUCUCCCGUGCGACUAAUGAUCACCUAAAUACGACAGACGGGCUUCAAAACACGGCCCCGGUUUUAAUGUCUAAUAAUCCAAAGUCGAAGUCGACUCUUGGUCAACAUCGAAGUUCGCCGAUUUCACUCGAUAGUGAUAUCACUUCGUCUAAAAAGAAGCACGAAGACCGUAAAAAGCCUGUGGAAUAUGGACAACCCAGAAAAAACGGCCAGGCUGGGAGCUCGCCCAAUCAGCCUCAUAUCUCCGAUGCGCCCAACGGCCCAAAGCAGCAGCGAUGUCAAGGCAAUGAGGAUAAGGUUAGGAAGGCAAAAAAGACCAUCGCACUCCCGAAGAUCAUAAAGUCAUCGCCUGAGACGACCAUUCGUAGCGAAAGGAAGGCCGCGAAGGUCCAUUUCGAUCACGAAGAUGAUGAGCCUGCCCCAAAAGUCUCCGUCGAGGAGCCCGACCACUCUGAUGACGAAUACCUUCCGCCUUCUAACGAUGAGCAACAAUCAAUCGCAAGCUCGGAUAAUGGUGCCAUCUCGUCGCGAACGCCAAAACCCGGAACCCCAACAUGCGCUGUUGAAAACACACAACCGUCGGAAUCUAGCCCUACUCGAUGUCUCCGCAGUGAUUCGUACCCCGAACCCACAACUUCAUUCACCCCAAUCAACAAACCACCAUCGAAGCCAGCCAAGCGUGAAUCAACCACCAGAUCUCCAACAUCUAGAUCAAGUCACGAUCAUCCAGCAUCAGCAUGUAACGCUGUUCUUAGCAAGUCAAGCUCGCGCAAACGCGAAGUCAAGACAAAUAGAAAAGAUACCAGAAAGGACCGUCAAAUUGAUAGUGAAAACAUAAAUGGAAACGGACCAAAGAAUAGAGCAAAGGCACAAUGGACCCCGUAUACGUGGAUGGAAAAGUACGAAGUCAUGUUUCAGGUCAAAAAAGGCAAGUCCAUAAUCUUCAACGGACCGUUCUGUGGUUGGAUUCUUGAGGGACCCGGGGAGGGAAGCUAUAUGCCUGGCUAUCACGCACCGAGUGAAAGCACAUUAGCUAUUGCAGAGGAAGACGCUACCCUCAGAGCUAAGUCGAUGCUGGCCGACUCCCCAAUUGACUUAACAUCAGAAGGAGAAAAUCCAGAUGACGAAGUUCGCGAAAGUAAUAUUCAGCAAAACGCCCGCCAGGACACGAUAGUAUCAAACAAUGUAGAAUACUCAGCACCCAUUUCAAAAGAGGAAUCUCGUCACGCGGCGGACCCACCAUGUACACCAGAAGUAUCACGGGCCUCGGGGCCUGAACACGAAGAUAAGACCACAGGGCGAGCAGAGCGUAUGAAGAGAACGAGGCACUAUAUUCUUGCUAGUAGUUCUAGCGACACCACGGAUUCGCAACCAGUCAUUAACACCCCCGACCCAACCCUCAGUAAACUUCAACUUGGACUUACCUUGAAACCGGCUUUGACCACGGUGUCUAAUGAUAAUCCAUCCAUAUCAUCCGCUGCUUCUGAGGCAGCUCCCGCUCUCAUUGAACAGCAGCUGUUGAACGAUUGUGCGCCACCGUCGAACCAAGAAUUAGGAGAACUGAUGAGCUCGAGUCCUGCAAAACAAUAUGCGCGAGCUUCGUCCCCGUCAGUCCUAAAUGCCAAUGAACAAGCUGACUCCGGCGGCAAUGGUUCAAUCAAUAGUAGUAGCGAAUCUAGCUCCGGUAUUCCUGCCCGGAUGGAAACGCCACCGCAACUUGUAGCAGCACGGCGAAAGCAAGACGAGUCUCUUAGUUUGGACCACCCCAGCGCGGCACAUGUUACGAAUGGGAUCGCCGAAAGACGAACAACUAGAUUCUUGGCAGAACGCCCGCCCUCGGCAACGAAGUCCGGCCCCCUUCUAAGCAGGGCAAGUAGCAGUCAUAUCGGUGUGAAUGCCACACCGGGUCCACCCUGCUCGAAGACCAAUAUUAUGAUUGAGUUACCAGUUUUAACCGGGGAAGAGCAAGCCGAAUAUGAGGUGCUCUCUCCCUCUCGGGAAGCCAACGGUUUCUCUACGCCUCCGCCGAAAAGCCUCAAGGAGAUUAACGAGGCCACUUCAACAAUAAACACGGAAUCUAACAAUUCGGACGUGGAAGAAGCCCUGAAUUAUGUAUUACGCGAAUCGCCAAACUGGUUAGGUGGUAUCACAGAGCUGGAAGAGACGGAAGCGGGCGAUGCAGGAAUAAACAUGCCGAAGCCCUCAUUAAAACGAUCAGGCAAGGAUGUGCCGAAGAAGUUGUCGGCGGACACAUCCAAACUAAUUACACUGGACUCUAAUAACCAAGUUCCCAAUGUGCCACUCCCAACAUGUACCCAGGAGCUUACGAACAAGGACAAAAAACAACUAAAGCAGCCCCCUAGAACACCACGACGGGCACCCGAACCUAGAACUAGGGCGAGGAGUGGCGAUAAGACAAAUGAUCCACUCUCAUCAGACACCAGGGGAGAGAAGCGAAAUAUUCCUCCUUCAAACAUUUUAAUUGAUGAAUCGCCCAUUGCCAAAAAGCAGAAAACUGACGAUAAUCGAAGUUAUGAGACCGAGGGGAAGGUAAAGAAGGCCAAGAAGAAGAAUCACAGCAAACGAGAGCGUGAGCGAACUAGAAUCCGCCGAGAGCAGCAGCAGCAGCAGCAACAAUAG
Molecule: messenger RNA, 3995 nt
Organism: Hypoxylon trugodes
Lineage: Eukaryota; Fungi; Ascomycota; Sordariomycetes; Xylariales; Hypoxylaceae
Exons: 2
Coding region: 588-3995 (1135 amino acids)
Source: RefSeq, a predicted model, not a curated record